GUUGAGUCAUACCGUCUGUGGACCGCGCGCUGGCCGCACGAGUAGGUACGUCUUUGCUUGUGUUAUCGCGAACGAUAAAGAGUGGAAGUGAUUUACACCAGCACGGACAGUAAAUUACGAAACGUAUUUUACAUGUUGAUUUAAGGUUUUAGCAUACAAAUUAAAAAUGGCGAAUGAUUCAAAAGGAGUGAAUGCAGAUCUCAUAAAAGAGAGGAAGAAGUGCAACUUCGAUGUGCAAGAGCUUAUACACUUCAUCGAUGGCGGGGAGCAAGGCACGAAGGACAGGAGAGAAGUAGAGGAAUUGGCCCUUCAAGUGAAGGAGGUAAAUGAUGAGAUUCCCGAAGAAUACCUUAGCCACAUGGGGAAAUACCAGAAUGCUGUGAGGAAAGCCACCGCUCUCAUUGACGUGUUGAAGGACCAUGCGCUGAAACAUUCCUCGUUUGACGCUUAUAGACCAACUAACAUGUACCGGGUGCAGUCGCUGGUGCAGCAGCAGAUGCCUCUCUUACUUCAUAUGGGAAUGUUCGUGCCCACCAUCAUCGGGCAGGCCUCGCCCGACCAGCAGGCCGAGUGGCUGCCCAAAGCACUCUCCAUGCAGAUUAUUGGCACUUAUGCACAGACAGAACUGGGCCACGGGACGUUCCUCCGAGGGCUAGAGACGACGGCCACGUAUGACCCAAACACCGAGGAGUUCGUGCUGCACACGCCCUCACUCACUGCCUACAAAUGGUGGCCUGGAGGAUUGGGCCAAACUGCCAACCACUGCAUCGUAGUGGCUCAGCUGUACACAAAAGGACAAUGCCAUGGAGUCCACCCCUUUAUAGUUCAAAUAAGGGACAGUGAGACCCACAUGCCGUUGCCGGGGAUAAAAGUCGGGGAAAUUGGCCCCAAGUUGGGGUAUCAGACAGCAAACAAUGGCUUUCUAGCGUUCGACAACUUCAGGAUACCCCGGGACAACAUGCUGAUGAAGAACGCUCAAGUACAGAAGGAUGGCACGUACAUCAAGGCCAAGAGCGAGAAGCUGACGUACGGCACGAUGAUGCUGAUCCGCGUGAUGAUCGUCACGGACAUGGCGUACGAGCUGUCCCGCGCCGCCACCAUCGCCAUCCGCUACUCCGCCGUGCGCCACCAGUCGCAGCCCAAGCCUGAUCAGCCCGAGCCCCAAAUCCUGGACUACGUGACGCAGCAGCACAAGCUGUUCAUCGCCAUCGCGACCAGCCACGCCUACAGGCUCACCGGCAACUGGCUCUGGUCCACCUACUCGCAGGUCACCCACGACCUAGACAAGGGGAAGUUGGACCACUUGCCUGAGCUCCACGCGUUAUCCUGCUGCCUCAAAGCAGUCUGCAGCUACGACUCAACGCUGAUAGUUGAGCGCUGCCGACUGGCGUGCGGCGGCCACGGGUACAUGACGUCGUCCAACUUCCCCGUCAUCUACGGCGUCACGGCCGCUGCCAUCACGCUAGAAGGGGAAUACAGCGUGCUACUUUUGCAGACAGCCAGGUACCUCGUAAAGGCUUGGGAGCAAGCGAGAGAGGGCAAAGUGAUGACGCCUACAGUAUCGUACAUGGUGCACUUCAUCAAGAACCGGCUCAAGUGGGCCAACAGACCUGAAGGCAUCAUCGCCAGCUUCCAGGCUGUAGCUGCAGGGAAAACAAAGGCGGCGUACGACGCACUUCAGAAGUACAAGAAAGCCGGCAAUGACUAUGAAGAUUCGUGGAACUUGGCAUCAGUCCAGCUCGCCAAUGCUAGUGAGGCCCACUGCCGCGCCAUAAUCUGCGAGGUGUUAUGGAAAGAGAUGCAGAGGCUGACCCCGACGCUGUCUCCAGCUCUGGCUAAAGUCCUGCUGCAGCUGGCAGAGUUAUACCUGGUCUACUGGGCGCUAGAGAAGAGUGGGGAUUUGCUGGAGUAUUCGAGUAUAUCGAGCAAAGACCUGACACUGCUGCGGCAGCGGUACGAGGAGUUGCUGGCCGCCAUCAGGCCGAACGCCGUCGGCCUGGUCGACGGGUUCGACAUUAGGGAUCAGAUUCUGAACUCGACCCUGGGAGCAUACGACGGUCGCGUGUACGAGCGGCUGAUGGACGAAGCCCUGAAGAGCCCCCUUAACCAGAAACCAGUCGACGAGUCCUUCCACAAGUACCUCAAGCCCUUCAUGCAGAAGUCCAAACUGUGAUACUACUGUUAAUCUAUUAAAGCAUUUCACAUGACAUGCAUAAGACAAGUAACCAACGUGAGUUAGUUUAUGGGUAGUUCAAUAGGUACUUAAUAGCGAGCUGUAACUGUAACCGCAUGUUACUGUAACCAAAAAAUAAAUAAUAUACGGUUUGCAGCGCUUUGACGAUGAUUCAGUCAGUCAAUAAUAUUAAUUAAUCAUUUGCAACCCUAGAAUCGGAUUACUAAUGUUUGGCCAAAAAACGUUUCCCAAAUUAUCACAUCGCAAACAACGUUUCGCAAACUUUCAUUUGGCAAUUUUUCAUUUGGCAGAACAACUUAUUGCAAAUUUUUAAUUCGCAAAUGUCGUUUUUGGCAUAUUAUUGUUUACCAAAUUAUUGUUUGGCAAAGUAUGUUUUGCCAAAUGAUUCAUUUGGCAAAAAUAUUUCACGAUAAACAAUUUACAAAAUAAUUUGAUUGGUGCAUAGAAUGGUAUACAAAUAAGCUUGUGGUUAUUAUUUUUUUUAGUGGGUAGUUAAUAUAAUUUUUUUUCUAAAUUAAUUUUCAUAUUUCAUUCUUUUUAUCGAAAUUUCCAAAUGAUUCAUUAACAAUAAAGGUGAUUCUAGCGCUCGGCGGCCGCUGCCGCGGCACGCUCACUUCGCUCGCUUCGCUCGCUCCGAUCGCUCGCCUUCGCGCGUUAAUGGUCACUGUUCUAACCUAACCUAACCUACUAUUUUCUCCAAUACCUACUUUCUGCAACCAUACUGUUUUCUACAAUAUCUUUGUUUUACAUAAAAUUCUUGUGAAAACCAUGAUCAUGUGCCUAUGCUUUGAUUUGUGGGUAACGGUGGGUAAGUAUGUGAAGUGUCAAUUUGACCAAACAAAUUAUUUGGAAUAUAAUAUUUGGCAAAAUAAAACAUUUGCUAUAUAAAAAUUUGCCAAGUAAAAUUUUGCCAAAUGAUAAUUUGACCAAAUGAAUUACUUUCGAAAAGUACAGUUGCUAAAAGUUCAUUUGGGAAAUGAAACUUUGGCGAUAAGUUGUUUGCGAAGUGAAAUUUGGCGAAAAGUAAUUUGGCCAAACGGAAGGAUACCCCUAGAAUCCUAUCAAUGUAUCUGGUGGUUAGGUUACAUUUAUAGCUUGUUGGUAAGGCAACGGCCUAAAAAGAUGAAGUUUAUAGAAUCGAAAAGUGUUUAUUUUUGUAAAAUAUUGAUGGGUAUUUUUAAUCUUAGGCAAUUUUAUUUAAACAUUUGGGGAGGUUUUAUGUGUUUAGUAGCCAAAGAAAAGAUUGUGUAAGAGAAAUGUUGUACAUAAUAUGUAAUUUAUUAAUAAAAUAGUAUUUUUGUAUUUUA
Messenger RNA from Ostrinia nubilalis (European corn borer), 3501 nucleotides. Its product is annotated as probable peroxisomal acyl-coenzyme A oxidase 1. The record is from RefSeq and is a predicted model, not a curated record. Bases 167 to 2173 code for a protein of 668 amino acids. Lineage: Eukaryota; Metazoa; Arthropoda; Insecta; Lepidoptera; Crambidae. Gene Ontology annotation, cellular component: peroxisome. Gene Ontology annotation, molecular function: fatty acid binding; acyl-CoA oxidase activity; FAD binding. Gene Ontology annotation, biological process: fatty acid beta-oxidation using acyl-CoA oxidase; lipid homeostasis. The transcript is spliced from 14 exons.